AUGGCUAUAGUGUCGGCCAUUAACCGUUACUACGCAGUGCAGUUUGGAACAAACCCAGACCACAAAGACCAUCGAGUGGAGGAGAGAUUAAAUAAACAUUGUUACACCGACGACAAAGACCAUCGUGUGGAGGAGAGAUUCCAUAAACAUGGUUACACAGACGACAAAGACCAUCGUGUGGAGAAAAGGUUGAAUAAACAUGGUUACACAGUCGACAAAGACCAUCGUGUGGAGGAGAGAUUGAAUAAACAUGGUUACACAGACCACAAAGACCAUCGUGUGGAGGAGAGAUUGAAUAAACAUGACGACAAAGACCAUCGUGUGGAGGAGAGAUUAAAUAAACAUGGUUACACAGACGACAAAGACCAUCGUAUGGAGGAGAGAUUGAAUAAACAUAGUUACACAGACGACAAAGACCAUCGUGUGGAGGAGAGAUUGAAUAAACAUGGUUACACAGACGACAGAGACCAUCGUGUGCAGGAGAGAUUGAAUAAACAUGGUUACACAGACGACAGAGACCAUCGUGUGCAGGAGAGAUUGAAUAAACAUGGUUACACAGACGACAGAGACCAUCGUGUGCAGGAGAGAUUGAAUAAACAUGGUUACACAGACCACAAAGACCAUCACCACCGUGGGGAGGAGAAAUUGAAUAAGCAUGGCUACACAGACCACAAAGACCAUCGUGUUGAGGAGAGAUUGAAUAAACAUGGUUACACAGACGACAAAGACCACCGUGGGGAGGAGAGAUGGAAUAAGCAUGGCUACACAGACCACAAAGACCAUCGUGUGGAGGACAGAUUGAAUAAACAUGGUUACACAGACGACAAAGACCACCGUGGGGAGGAGAGAUUGAAUAAGCAUGGCUACACAGACGACAAAGACCACCGUGGGGAGGAGAGAUUGAAUAAGCAUGGCUACACAGACGACAGAGACCAUCGUGUGAAGGAGAGAUUGAAUAAACAUGGUUACACAGACCACAAAGACCAUCGUUUGGAGGACAGAUUGAAUAAACAUGGUUACACAGACGACAAAAACCAUCGUGUGGAGGAGAGAUUGAAUACAGGGUAA
Mizuhopecten yessoensis (Yesso scallop) is the source of this 1068-nucleotide messenger RNA. RefSeq lists its product as uncharacterized. NCBI's taxonomy places the organism in Eukaryota, Metazoa, Mollusca, Bivalvia, Pectinida, Pectinidae. Bases 1 to 1068 code for a protein of 355 amino acids. The record is from RefSeq and is a predicted model, not a curated record. The transcript has 4 exons.